Messenger RNA from Prorocentrum cordatum, 1449 nucleotides. Lineage: Eukaryota; Dinophyceae; Prorocentrales; Prorocentraceae. The record is from the annotation of a GenBank genome assembly.
AUGUUCGAAGACGGCGGCGAUGAGUCUCAGUACUUCAUGUCGCGCCUGGACUUGGGGGGUGUUGGUGGCGGCGGUGCUGAUGAUGCGGAGACCAUCCCAGGGAUCAUGGAUGUCGACACCGCCCAAGGGAAUCUUGACGAGCCGGGGCUCUUGGUCAAGAAGUUGCAUGAGGAGUUCGAGCCCAUGGUGUGCGAGAUGGGGGGGCCACGUAAAUACAUCAUGAGUGUCUUGGAUGGGGUUCAACAGCAGGGGAAGUUUGCCGAGAAUACGUUCCCGGAGAAGGAUGACGCCUUCUAUUGCCAUGGCACAGACAUCCCCACGGUGAAGGAUGAGGAAGAGUUGAAAACGUCUUCUGAAAGCAUCAGCUCGGUGCACGUGGCCGCAUUGGGAUACAUGGACUCAGUAUCCUUGAAGCCGCCGCCGGGCACGCAGAAAUUCAGCAAGUUGCUCGACCAGAUGUGCGUGGACGGGUUCGUCACAGGCUCAGAGCCAUUGUACAUCACGAUGCCACAGGAGCUGUCAGACUUGCCCCUUCCGCGCUUCUGGUCCAACCCUCGUAAUCAGGCAAUAGAAACGCUUGAAACAAUUUGUGACCACAUUGAGGCUUUAACGCUGGGGACGGCAUCUCUCGGCUACAUCAAGGGGAACGCGCGCACGGCCACGUUGAUUUCGAUCCUCGUGUGGUUGUGGGACCACGAUGUUGACAUCAAGACUGUUCACCCGAAGUUUUACGAGUCUGUCCGCGAGAUACGCGUGGUCAGGUUCGAGUGCGCCUCCCUUUUGAGCCAGGCGCUCCUCAACAUGAAGUUUUCUGUGCGCGGGAGCAUACGAACCUCCAACAACAUUAUCCAGUGCACCAUCAUGAUUAAGAACCUUGCCAAUGCCAACGCGUGCGGCCCCACUGAGUUCGUGAAGAAGUGGAACCAGCAGUCGGGCCAACAGCACAAGUUCACUGCCAAGAGGGUGACGAGCCUCAAGCUGUUGUUCGAGACUGCGCCCCCAGGAGCGCUUCAAUCAAUUCUUGCCCACGUGGAGGAGCACGGCUGGGAGAACUGCUGCUGGAGCGACGACAACCUGUCGAACAAGAAACUGUACCCGGACCACACAUUCUCCACCGGCUCCAAGAAGAACUGGGCUGGGCGCCUCAGGACUUCAGCAGAGAGCAUGCUACUGGCCGUGCAACGCGCGCACACCGUGCACAAUAUGAAGCCGUCCUUCAUGCGGAGGAAGUUUGACAACACGAUGGUGGAGACCAUCAGCAUGCGCGCCGCGUUCGUAUUAUCGGUCGCAGCCGAGUUCACGAGCUGUACCCCUGUGCCGGAGGAGCAGGCGCGCAAGGACUUCGUUGACUCAUGGGCGAAGGGUUCGGAGCAGAUCGAUAUGGAGUUGUCCAGCGUGCUCGCUGAGAUGCCAGAGGACAGUGGUACCAAACUUCAUGUAACAGUAUAA